This is a messenger RNA of Meloidogyne enterolobii, 896 nucleotides long. The record is from the annotation of a GenBank genome assembly. NCBI's taxonomy places the organism in Eukaryota, Metazoa, Nematoda, Chromadorea, Rhabditida, Meloidogynidae.
UUUUUGUAGCGAAUUGUUUGAACUUUUUUCACGAUUUUUCGAUUAUCUUUUAUUGUUUUUCUUAAAGGGAAUUGCAAUGCGUAAUGUUCAGCAACAACAAUGCUUCAAACUUUACAUAAUCAAAUAAUUGCUGUUUAAUGGCGGAGCUUUAUCGUUUGUUCUUGACUACACCCUUUGAUUUUUUCAAAAUUUUCAAACAUCAAGCUUUUCAAAAUUUGAGAAAAAUAUUCCUUUUUGAGAACCGAUUUUCUAAUUAAAAUUUAUUUUCUCCUACAUUUUUUUAGAUUUUCACAUUUAUUUAAAUGUUAUUAAAUGCAAUUGCAAUUAAUUCAGCGAAUCAAAAACAACUUUCCCCUUUGGGUAUUUUACAAAGAUUUGAAGUUCAACAAUCCUCUAAUAAAGAUAUAAAUAAUUGUAGCUGUUCAACUUCUCAACAAAUAGAAAUUAUUUCAACAGAAUUAUCAUCAAAAAUUCGUUGUCCUUAUUGUCGUUUAUCUCAAAAAAAUUUAAUUUGUGUCAAUUGUUUAUCUACACAUUUUCUUAGAAUUGGUAAAGUCAAUGAAGAAUUAAGAAGAUUACAACAAUGCAAAAAUGCAAUUUGUGGUUUAAUUAUGGAUGCUUUAAAUUGUGAAGUUAAAUUUGAAUCAGAAUAUCACCAAGUACGUAGAUCUAUUGAGGAUUUAAAAACAAAAAUUGCAUGGAAACGGGAUCAAGUUGGUCGUCUAAGGCAUCGAAUUGCUGGAAUGGAAAGCCAUAGCGAAAGAAAUCAAAGAAAUAUUGUUCUUUUAGAGAAGAAAAUGUUAGCACAUUCUGAUCGAAUCAAUAAAACUUCUUUGAAAAUAGCAGAUAUUCGUUUACUUUCAGAACAUACAAGAGCAAAGGUAAUUUAUUUUUGA